Molecule: messenger RNA, 1485 nt
Organism: Synchytrium microbalum
Lineage: Eukaryota; Fungi; Chytridiomycota; Chytridiomycetes; Synchytriales; Synchytriaceae
Exons: 8
Coding region: 1-1485 (494 amino acids)
Biological process (GO): potassium ion transmembrane transport
Cellular component (GO): plasma membrane
Molecular function (GO): potassium ion transmembrane transporter activity
Source: RefSeq, a predicted model, not a curated record
AUGGAUGAGUCUUCCUGUUGCGAUGGGAGCUCAUGGAAACGGGAAGAACUACUCGAUCACAAGUUUGACUUUAUCAACGUGGACGAGUUUGCUGAUCCUGGAGCUUAUCGAAGACUGGCAUACUCUAGUGUCUUUAUCAUGACACUAAAGUCCAUUCUGGUGUACAUGGCAGAUAUCGCCAUCGUCGUGUCUCUAUUCAUCACUGGCUCCUUUUCAAAUGCAAUCACAAACGCAAACAAUACAGGCUGUUCUGCUCAAGGCGGCUUCACUCCCUGUGUGAAUGGAGGAAUUGCUACUCGGUUGAUACCUCUCAAUGCCAGAGUGUGGAUUAUUUCGGCUACCAUAUUAAUCACAUUCUUGCUCUUGUAUCUGGAUGUGAAGAGAGCAAAUGUCAUUAUUGCUAGUCGCGAUAUUAGUUAUGCGCUGACUAGUACUAUUGCCUAUCGCUACUACUCGCUCAAGAGCUAUCCUCAUUAUUGCUUAUUCAAUCAAAUCUCCAACUCGAAGAAAGGCAUAGAUGCUCUGGCAUUCUUUGUCUUCUUUUCUCUCAAAGGUUGGAAACGACUCUUGUUGGCUGAAUUCCCACGUCAACUCAUCAACGCGCUCAAUCUUUUCGACAUCGUUGUUGCAAAUGUACCCGCAACAAAAUCACCAGAUAUCUUUACAGCCUUCUAUGUUGCUGUCUCGAGUAUUGUUGCUCGACCAGACAAGGUCGAAGUCCUUGGUCUUGUCUUGUCCUCAUUCACAGUCCUUAUGGCCGCCAUUUCUCUUACUUCGCUUCUGGUUGCCGGUCUCAUGUAUAUUCCUUUGGUUUGUGUGAUUCAAGGCAAUUUGAAGGAAUACUGUUGUAAGAAGAUUGACAAGAGGAUUGAUCAAUUAUUACGAAAGAUAUCUCGUAAACGUGUUGAAAGAGCACGUCGUGCUGCGAAACUUGAAGCACAAGAACGAGCUCAAAGGGGCGAAGGUGAAUACGAGUCGUAUGAUCCGUCAUUGCCGAAGCGAGCUCCACCACCUGUUGGAUUGAAUGUUGGGCCAGCGCUACCAAAGCUUGAUGUUGAUCUAGACAAGCCACUCAAGUCCAUGGAUUCCUUUAUAAGAAGAAGCUUACAACCAACAGGCUUACCACCUUCAGGAUUUUAUUAUCCCAAAGAUCAACUGCCAUUAUCUUCAAGUGGGCUUGCCAUGUCACAUCCAUACUACGGUGACAACAUACCACAGCAACCCACCUACACGUCGCAUAGUCAACUGGCACCAGCCGCGUUGGGUGCGUCUGAUGUGUAUCAUGCAAGACCCGCAACUCCUCGCCAACAACGAAACCUUUCUCCAACGCAACCACAUAUACCACCUUAUAGUCCUCGUACAGUCUCGUCGAGAAACAUGGAUUCGAUGGAUGAUGUCGCCAGUACUCAUUCAAGUAGUGGAUCUCAGCCCAUUGCACCACCACGAAAUGCUACUGCUGGAUCUAUUAAGCAUCGUCGUGUUUGA